Encephalitozoon cuniculi GB-M1 is the source of this 843-nucleotide messenger RNA. RefSeq lists its product as uncharacterized. The record is from RefSeq and is marked provisional. The transcript has a single exon. Bases 1 to 843 code for a protein of 280 amino acids. NCBI's taxonomy places the organism in Eukaryota, Fungi, Microsporidia, Unikaryonidae.
AUGGGACGCCUGUGGCAAGCAGCAAGGGGCUGUGGCGAGGUGUUUGGAAGGAAUCUUAGGGCCGAGCUUGAGGCGAGCGGCAGGCUUCGGGAUGCUUGUGCCUCGGUGGCAAGGGAAUACACAAGGUGUGUGUCCUUUGUUCGGGGCACCCGUGUGUUUGGUGCCGGGAGCAGGGUGCUUGAGGCGUCGGUCCGCGGGAUGAGGCUUUCGGACGCGUCGAUAGAGGCAGUCCUCGGAAUGGCCAGGGGCCCCGGGCUCUGGCCUGCAGGGGCUCUGGGGAAGCAGGGCGGGAUGCAGAGGAGGCUGGACACGAUGUUUGGGAUUCCGCAGUACUAUGGAGGAGUCCGGGGCGGGGAGUCUCGCGGUGCGCCCGCUGCAGAUGGAGGGUGCAGGACGCAGAGGGUGGAUGGAGGGCUGGCGGUGUACAGGACGGGAGUGGGCCAGAGGAUGCGGUCCCUGUGGUCGUGGAUCUGGUCCCUUGGCGGGCUGGGGCACAACGACUCUGUGAUAAGGGAGAUUGAGGACUGUCUGGUGCCCGGGAUAUUCGGGAGCAUAGGAUCUGGCGGCGGGGCGAGGCAUCUGUGUUCGGAGAGCGGGGAGGCAGACGUAUGCAAUCUUGGCAAGGAGAUGGAAAGGAGCUGCGGGCCUGGGGCAGAGGUGGUUGACAUCAGGAGGAUCGAGACGUCCGGAAGCGCCAGGGAAAAGAGGUUUGAGUCGCGCUUUGAGGUUGAGGCAGCAGGGAGGAGCGGCAGGCAUGUGUUUCUUGCACAGGGAAGGUUUGAGCCUGGGGGCGGCAGAGGAGGGUGGCGCCUUUCUGGGCUUACGUGGGCCAGGGUGGCGUGA